Messenger RNA from Eurytemora carolleeae, 14302 nucleotides. RefSeq names its product midasin. The record is from RefSeq and is a predicted model, not a curated record. Gene Ontology annotation, cellular component: preribosome, large subunit precursor; nucleus. Gene Ontology annotation, molecular function: ATP hydrolysis activity; ATP binding. The transcript has 24 exons. Gene Ontology annotation, biological process: rRNA processing; ribosomal large subunit assembly. Lineage: Eukaryota; Metazoa; Arthropoda; Copepoda; Calanoida; Temoridae. The coding region runs from base 30 to 14192 and encodes 4720 amino acids.
AUAAAAUGUUAAUGAAAAAUAUUUAAGAGAUGGUUGUUCAGAACAGUGAGGAGAUGGAAGGAGUAGAGGCGGUAGGAGUAGGGAAGGAAGAGUUAGCUCGCAAAUUAUUGGAUGGAUCAGAGUUAGGUUGGAUUAUACAGAACUAUAGAGCAGAUAUACCAGAGCUAUUACAUGCUGCUGCGAAGCAGAUCAAAGAUGCAAGAAAUAAGUUCGAUUUUAUAAUCCUUUGUGGUAACCUUGUGAGGUUCAGUGAUCAUCUAGUUCAGCAUGUUGAACCCCUGAUCCUCAACCUUGAACCCCCAUGGGAUACUCCCGAACCCUGCUCCAAGAGAGCGCGUGAUGACGAGGAGAGGGAGGUUCAGAUCUUCUCCGCCCUGGUCUGGUUGUUGAGGAAGGUGGCCCGCCUGAACGCGGCCUGGGAUUGGUCAGGAGUAUUUUCAUACUUGACCAAUCAGAACAAAGAUGUUUCUGUUAUAUGUCUGGAGAUAGUAAGAUGUCUUCUCCCAAUAUCCCCACAGAAGCUUAACAAACUCAGGAAUCAGAUUUAUCCUGAGAAAGAUUGGAGCCGGGUUUUGUUUAAGCUGUAUGCUACGGAUACCCUGGAUAUUGUUAAACUAGCCUCAGAUACCAACCUCGAGCAUCAGUCAGAUUAUAUUGAGAAGGAGAGUGUUGUUAGCCUGGAUCAUGUUUCUCUACCCAGGGUUGGGAGUACAUCAUCCUUCCUUAUCCCUGUUCCUUCAACCAAGGCAGCCUUGGUUAGUAUGGGAGAAGCUGUAAGCUCCGGUAAACCCGUCCUACUCCGGGGAGAUGUUGGAGUAGGAAAGACAAGUUUGAUCCGUGAGCUUGGUAACUUGACAGGACGGGAGGAGAAGGAACUGCUUACCCUACAGAUAUCCGACAGUACAGAUGCCAGGCUGCUCUUGGGUCUUUACAGAUGUACGGACAUACCUGGGAAGUUUGUAUGGGAGGCCGGUCUUCUCACACGUGCAGUACAGCUGGGACACUGGUUAACCAUUGAGGACGUGGACAGGGCACAGCAGGACGUUCUAGCUCUACUAGCAUCUCUAGUACAGACAGGUAAACUUACUGUUCCGAACCUGGGAGGAAGCCUAGAGCCUAAAACUGGGUUUCAACUGUUUCUGACGGAGCGAGGAGGAGCCAUGUCUUCAGAUAUAUACAAGAUAGCUAGGAUAAUACCCGUUCCUCAGUUGAGUAAAGAUGAACUGAGAGAAGUUAUAGUUUCAAGAUUUCCAUCCCUUCAACCAAUUAUUGAAAAGAUUAUCAGAUUAUAUGAGAUAGUUGGAGAAGACUGCACAGGACUAAACCUUAAACAUCUGAGACAAAUUUCUCUCCGAGAUGUUGUUCGAUGGUGCAUUAGAUCGUCAGUUUCUAUCAACAAAGGAGAUGAGAAAGGAUCUAGUGAAAGAUUGUAUCUUGAUGCUGUGGAUUGUUUCUGUAAAUUUAUUCCAGAGAAGAAAACCAGAGAUCUGCUCAGUGAGGAGUUGGCGUAUACCCUGAAUAUAACCAAGGAUGAAGCAGCGUACCUAGCAAACAAAUAUAAACCUCAAGUUACACUUUCAGCUAACUCACUCCAGGUUGGUAGAGUAAGUUUGUCCAGGAAAAUGGAGAAUCCUGCUGUACCUCCCAUCUACAGUCUUACCAGGCAUUCUGCAGUUCUACUUGAGAGUGUAGGACGAGCAGUGGAGGGCGGAGAACCUGUUCUACUGGUCGGAGAAACAGGAGUUGGUAAAACUGCAGGAGUUCAAUUCCUGGCAGAUCAAACUGGAAGGAGAUUACGUGUGAUAAAUAUGAACCAGCAGAGUGAUAGUACCGACCUCUUGGGUGGAUACAAACCUGUAGAUAUAUCCCAUACUAUGCAUAAUAUCCUACAAAUGUUCAACAAGGUGUUUGGUUUAACAUUUAUCUCUGGAGAUAACAGUAAGUUUCUUAGUCAUCUCUCCACCUGCUAUCUGGGUAGACGCUGGUCGGACGCUAUCAGUCUUAUGUCUCAUUCCCUUCAAGCAGCUGUUAAAAAGCUGAAGGGAAACCCUGAAUCCAAGGAUCUAUUAGAACUCUGGGGAGGGGUAAGCAAGGAGUUGAAGACUGUUACUGAAAUCUUGAAGCAGAGUGAGAAAACCACAAUUUUCUCUUUUAUAGAGGGAUUGCUGACCACAGCAGUACGUGAAGGAUACUGGAUACUCCUGGACGAGGUUAAUAUGGCGACCCCGGAGACUCUGGAGUGUUUAUCCUCACUCCUGGAUCAAGGUGGAAGCGUGUGCCUGUAUGAGAAAGGAGAUUAUCAGUCUGUCCCUCGGCACCCUGAGUUCCGACUGUUUGCUUGUAUGAACCCUGCCACGGAUACUGGCAAACAUGAUCUUCCCCCCGGUCUGAGGAAUAGGUUUACUGAACUCUAUGUUGAUGAGAUCUCCGACCUAUCAGAUAUAAACAUGCUAGUUACAGACUAUCUACAGAGAUUAUCCCUUCCUGCCAAACAGAUUACAAGCAUCGUUUCAUUCUUCCAGGCGGCUAAAGCUGCGGCUAGAACCAAGUUAACUACAGGGACAGGAGAAAGACCGACAUUUAGUUUAAGAACUCUGUGUCGAGCUCUCAGAGUUGCAAAUAGAAAUCCUUGUGGUAAUGUUCUACGAUCUUUGUACGAAGGGUUUUCUCUAAGCUUCCUGACUGAGUUGGAUCUGAACUCUCAUGCAAUCUUGAAGGAGUUACUUCAGAAGUAUGUUCUGGGAGGAAAAGAUGCCGGAAAACUGCUACGCCAACCCAUCCCUGAGGCCCAGGUGGCGGGCUCGCGGCUUCAAAUCGAAGGGUUCUGGAUAGGACAGGGAAAAGGAGAACCACAUAAGAAUGAGAGAUAUAUUAUGACCGCCCAGGUUUCCAAUAAUCUACGAGAUUUAGCUCGAGUUGUAUCUCUGUGUGACCAUCCUGUGUUGAUCCAGGGAGAUACAAGUGUAGGAAAGACUAGUUUAAUAUCCUACCUGGCUGAGCUGACGGGAAACAAGUGUGUCCGAGUCAACAACCAUGAACACACGGAUAUCCAGGAGUAUGUAGGCUCUUAUACCUCGGAUGAGACUGGGAAGCUUGUUUUUAAACUAGGAGUUCUGGCCGAAGCUAUGAUUCAAGGUUCCUGGGUUAUUCUUGACGAGCUUAAUCUUGCUCCAACAGAUGUUCUGGAAGCACUGAACAGAGUUCUAGAUGAUAAUCGACAGCUUUACAUCCCUGAAACACAGCAAACCAUAACAGCAGCUCCAGGAUUCAGACUGUUCGGAACACAGAACCCUCCUGGACUGUACGGAGGUAGGAAAGUUCUAUCCAAAGCGUUCAAAAAUAGGUUUGUUGAGCUUCACUUCAAUCAGUUGCCGUAUAACGAGCUAGAAAUUAUCCUAAAGGAUAGGUGUGGAUUACCCAAAACCUAUGCAAAGAAAAUGAUCCAAGUUUUGGGAGAGUUGCAGAAACAUCGGCGGGGCAGCGCGGCGUUUGCUGGAAAGGAAGGUUUCAUCACUCUUAGAGAUUUGUUCCGCUGGGCGGAGAGAUACAGACUAGCAGGAGAAUCUAACCUUAAGUUCUAUGAUUGGGAGCAACAUAUCGCGGAGGAGGGUUUCCUUCUUCUAGCAGCUAGAAUCAGGAACACAGACGAGUCUCAGGUUGUCAUUGAUAUCCUGGAGAAGGUGUUUAAGAGAACCGUGAACCCAGAGAAUUUAUUUAGUCUGCAUGAGAGCACGUCAACUGUUACGAAACCAAUACUAGAGAAACUGCUGAGCUCUAAUAUACCUGGUCUUGCCUGGACAUUUGAUAUGAGAAGAAUGUCUGUGUUGUUAGCUCAGGCUUUUAGGUUCGAGGAACCCGUCCUGCUUGUCGGAGAAACAGGUUGCGGUAAAACUACCGCGGUUCAAGUUUUGGCAAAGAUCAACGAGACCGGACUCGCAAGUUUAAAUUGUCAUCGACAUACAGAAAGCUCGGAUUUCUUGGGAGGAUUGAGACCUGAUCGAGGAACCGGAGAGACUAAGUCAGGACUCAACUUCUCCUGGUCUGACGGACCACUAGUGUCAGCAAUGAGACGAGGAUUAAUCUUCCUGGCGGACGAAAUCAGUUUGGCGGACGAUAGUGUGGUCGAGAGGCUAAAUUCAGUCCUUGAACCGGAACGACGAGUUUUACUGGCUGAGAAAAUUGAUUCUCAGGAUACAGAAGUUGUCACAGCUCAUAAACAGUUCAGGUUUGUUGGAACUAUGAACCCUGGAGGAGAUUAUGGAAAGAAAGAAUUAUCUCCAGCCCUGAAGAACAGAUUUACUGAGAUCUGGUGUCCUAGUAUAGAGAGCUCAGACCAGAUACUCAGUAUUGCAGAGAAGAAUCUCAGGGUUGAAGCCCAGCAGGAGAAGGUUGGAGAAAAGAUUGUCAAGUUUGUAGACUGGAUCCGAACUAACGGAGCUCUGAGUAUAGUUGUCAGUAUCAGAGAUAUCCUCGCCUGGAUAAACUUUAUAAACAAGGUUAGCUCUGAGUAUCUGGGGAUUCCUGAAGCGUUUAUGCAGGGAGCACAUCUUGUCUGGUUGGACGGACUCCAGAUGGACGGAGUAUCUAAUCCCGCUGCUAUUAAACGGUUCCAGAUCAUGUGUUCGGAGAAGGUUAAAGAACUGUCUGGAUGCAUCAUGUCAGAUGCCAUUCCAAGUUUAAAGGAAACCUCCUCAGAAUUAUCCGUCACACCCUUCUCUAUCAUCAAGCGUGGAGCGGAGAAACCAUGCAGUUACAUUUUCUCAUCUCAGACUACAACCUUGAACCUGCAGAAGAUACUCCGAGCGUUGCAGAUCAAUAAACCUAUUCUUCUUGAGGGUAGUCCAGGUAUUGGAAAGACGAGCUUAGUGGAGGCUUUAGCUCAGAAAAUCGGUCAACCGAUAGUGAGAAUAAAUCUCUCUGAUCAAACAGAUAUCUGCGAUCUCUUCGGGUCCGAUCUACCCGUUGAGGGUGGAGCUGUGGGACAGUUUGCAUGGAGAAAUGGACCUUUUUUGGAUGCUUUACAAACCGGAGACUGGAUUCUACUGGACGAGUUGAAUCUCGCGUCUCAAUCCGUUCUUGAAGGAUUAAACGCCGUGUUUGAUCAUCGUGGUGAAGUUUAUAUCCCGGAGCUGGACCGAACCUUCCCUCUGAAUGAGAACACGAGGAUAUUCGGAUGUCAGAACCCGUUAUCUGAGGGAGGAGACAGGAAAGGUUUACCCAAAUCCUUCCUCAACAGAUUUAGCAAGGUUUACAUGACAGGGCUUACAUCGGAUGAUUAUAGACUGAUCUGUGAGUGUCUGUACCCUAAGUUGGGUAGAGAGCUGAUCUCCCUCCUGGUCACUUUCAAUGAAAUGCUGGAGGACCAGGUUGUCAAGAGAAAGCUCUGGGGACAGUCUGGAGCACCAUGGGAGUUCAAUUUGAGAGAUCUUCUGAGAUGGUGCCAGGCUAUGAUGAAGGACGGGUCUCCAAACCCUGGAAAGUACGUGAGAGUUCUAUACUCUGGCAGGUUCCGGAGAAAUGAUGAUAAAGAUCGUGUCCUGGAGAUAUACAAACAGGUUUUCCAUCCCAAGUAUCCUCUCCAACCUGUCUCCGGGGUUCUCCAGCUGAACGAGUCCUGGACCCAUGUCGGAGAGUUUAGUCUGCAGAGAAAACAAAGGACGGAGCGUGAGAGCAGGGACGUUUUUAUGCUUGGAUAUCAGAGACAAGUUCUAGAGAGUGUAGCAGGAUGUAUUCAGAACAACUGGCCGGUUAUUCUAACAGGGCUAAGUGAAUCUGGGAAGUCUAGUCUGGUAAACGUUCUCUCCUCCCUGUGUUCAAGGAACCUGGAGAUCAUUAGUCUCAACUCCUCCAGUGAUACAAUGGAUCUGCUGGGAGGGUUUGAACAGGCAGAUAUAGGACGGAGUAUACUCGAACUAUUCUCACAGAUACAAACUGAUAUCAGAGAUAUCUUGGACCAGGUUUUGGAGAACAAUCUCAAGGUUGGAUUACAACUGAUGGAGGAGACGGUUCGGUUCUAUGGAUUGUUCGGAGCUGCUACGCAGAUAAAGAAGAGAAAACGACAAUUGCAAAUUCUUACCGAAAUGAUUGAUAUGAUCAAAAAAAUUAACAUUGAAAUUUAUUCCGAGCUUGAAGAGAAACUAAGUUUGCUUAAAUCUUCAUCCAAACAUGGAACGUUUGAGUGGAUUGACAGUAUUCUAUUUAAAGCCCUGAGAGAAGGGUCCUGGUUACUGAUAGAUAACGUGAAUCUUUGCAGUGCUUCUGUUCUAGAUCGUCUCAAUGCUUUGUUUGAACACGGAGGAAAACUGACUGUAAGUGAGAGGGGUGUUCUUGACGGAGAAAUUCCAGAGGUUAAACCCCAUCCUGACUUCAGGGUUUUCCUUCUCUAUGAUCCUAGUAGGGGUGAUAUAUCCAGAGCAAUGAGGAACAGAGGAGUAGAGAUAUACGUCCCGUCCUGUCAGGAAGUUAAUAUCAGUUCCAUUGAUAGAAUGGGUUUUGUUUCCGCAAACCUUUCUUCCGCAAUUUCUAGCGAUUCAGCAGUAAGUCAGGCACUGGUUCUCAGCCAUUCGUCCGGGUUCAAAGAGUACACGGAUAAAAUCUCUAUUCUUGGACUCCAGGCGUUAUCAGGUUGUGUAUCAGGGGACAGGCCGAAUAUUCUGGUUCCUUUACAGCAUCGUCUUUGCUGGCUCCUAUCCUCAGCCAAUCUUCUCUCUGCAUACCCGGAGCUAGGUAAAAUAAGCUACCAGCUACUACCUGUCCUUGAGGUUCAAGAUAAUCCGGAGCUAGCCAGGAUAUCCUUCAACUACUCCCUGAAUUUCAUGAGCAAAGCUGACUCAAAUCUCCGGCUUCUUGUUAUUUCUCUAAUAUUCCAGUCACCGCAGCUGACAGAUAUUUGCAGAAAGUUCUCUGAGAACAAACUGUUCCAGAGUUUAUACGAGACUGAAUUUACAGAUAAGAGAACGGUGUGGGAAAGUAGAAUGUUACCGUCAGGAAGAUCUCAACAAGAUGAUCUGCCCAACCGUCUCUCCCUGAUCCUGGUCACAUACUCCAAGUUUAAAGAGCUCCAGGACCGGGUAAACCUAAACCCGAAAUGUCUUCUCUCUAAAUGUGGGAACUCAUUCAGUCUAAGCAGUAAAGUACUAGAGCAGUUUCCCUCUAUGGUAAUGUCUCUUCUGCAGACUAUUGAAGCCGAACUGAACAAACAUGAACCAAUGUCUAAUGAAUCCUGGACUGAGUUCGACUCCUUCCUGUUCUGGUUGUAUGAGCUGGGAGAUCUUGGUCUUCAAGUAACUCAGAGAAACCAAGAGGAGGAUUUGGAGCGACUUCUCUAUGUUUACUGGUUUUGGAUGGUAAAGAGAUUGAGUCCAUUGAUUAAAUCGUUAAAUCUUUCCGAGCUCAAGUCUGUAUUUAUAAAAUCGAACAAAGUUAUUGAAUCCUUGAACUACGAUUCAAACUCUUUCUCAAGGUUUAGAGCCAUCACUGAAUUCUGUCCAGUCCCUCCUCAAACACUGGAGUCUUUGGAGAUUCUUCACAAUCUAUCCGAGACUGAAGCUAUUAUUGAAAACAGAGAUGUAAAAUCUAGGAUUAAUUUCAUCGCCAACUGCCUUCCUAAGAUUGAAGAAGUUCUGGUGAAAUACAAGAACCUGGAGAUAGAAAUGAACCAGGUGUCUGCAGAUAUUCUAGAGAUCGUAUCAUCUUUUUCCCCAUCUGAGUCCUGCUCAAGUGCAAGUUUUUAUGAACUCCAGCUUGCAGCUGUUUCCUCCAGAUUAAACCAGCUCCGACAGGUUCAGGAUCCAAACAAUGUUUUUAUUCCGAUAAAUCUUCGUCUUCUGAUGGUUCGAGGAGAAGAGAAUAUGGAGACCAGAGCUAGAACACAGCUCUACUACUGCAAGAAUACCUCUAGGAGUAUUUUAGCAUUGGAGCAUAACCCUGUCAACCAUAGUCUUAAUAUUGCGGAGCAUCCUGUUAACUGUUUUGAUGCCAUUAGUUUAGUAAACCAUCUCCUGGUUGGAUCAGGGGCCGGAGUUCCUCUUGUUACAUUUCAGCAGAAACGGGAACAAAUCUUGAAUCUUGUCAAGGUUUUGAAAAAUUUCAAAUCCCCGGACGUUCUCUCUAGACUCCGAGAACAAUUUGAUACGGAGAUGAAAAUAAUUUUGAAUGGGUUACACAAAGCAUAUAAUUGUAUCGAUGAUAAUGUUUGCAUUGAUUCCGUCCUUGGAAUCGGAACUAUAGACGUUAAUGUGCUCCGGGUUCUUAAAGCGCUCUCCAUCCGAUCUAGGAGUGAAACCAUCUUCUCUGCUCAGCUAGAUAUAGUUCUCCUUAACUCGUUAAAACUACAUAUAUUUGGUAGUUUAGGAGCUAUCGACCCUGCGGAGAAACAAGCACUCAAGUACAAACAAACAUUGAAGGAACUUGAGAAUGUAAGAAAUCAGAUUCUAGUAAUAGAUCAGUUCUAUGAGGCAGUCGGAACCUUGCAUCCACACAGAUCUAUCCUUAAGGAGAGAGAAUUAAAUCUUGAGGUUUCUUCUAGUUCAAUGAUCUGCAGGACUGCAGUGAGAGGAACCCAGAGCUUUAGUCUGCUAAGUAACACAGUGAAACACUACAAGGAUAGUAUUGGUAGCGUCUCUACCCUGCUGAAACUGGUUCAGGAUCUAGAGAACUUGCAUCAGGACGGAACUAUCGGAAGUAUUCUUCAAGAGACAGAAGUAUGGAUGAAAUCAAGUGUCAAGUUCUCAUCUGAUCUUCUUGAGCAUUCAAGUUUUCCUGAUCUUGUUCUGCCAAUCAUAGAGUCUGUUACUACAGCUGUUUGCGCUGUUGAGGCCGCAGUUGAACAAAUCCGUCAGAAGACUGUGAGAGACAAGUGUAGUGACCUAGAGAAGAUUGUUCUACUUGUCUCAGAUCCUGUCAUUUCUCCAGGAGAGAACCUUAACACAUUGUUUCAGUUUUACCUGGAUCCUUCAGUUUCAGGUCUUAUCUCCAACAAUCAGGAUUUAAAGAUUUUAAAAUCUUGCCUUGUAUUUCUGAAACAAAGUUCUACAACUACUCCAAACCUGAGAGUUUCUCCGGAUCAUCUUUACGAACUUGUCUCUAGGUUACUCUACUCCUGGAGGAGUGAACAGGAGCUGAAGAAGAAGAAGGAACUGGAGGACGAGGCUGUUUUUAAGACAAGGACGGUUUGCUCCGAGGAGGACGAGGAAAAGCUUGCAGAAGACGAGUUCAAAAAACUUUUCCCAUCUUUCAAAGAAGUUUUUGCAGACAUCACAAGUACAGACAAUCUUAAUGAAGACAUAGCAGAGAAUAGUGUUGCAGAGAAACCAUCCUUCUCUCCGGUCCGGUUAGAAAUUAUCAAAGAUAUUGCUAGUUUUAUUCUCAAAUUUGGAACUACUGACGUCAGUUCAGGACUUACUGAGAUAUCAAGAACAGAGUUCAGAGAUAGGUGGAGAACCAUUAAUUCUCUAAUUUCUGCCCAACCCGGAGUUAACAGUCUAGCUCUAGAGACUAAUCUCAUUCCUUCCCUGAUAACCCUGGCUAACAGUUUUAUAUCUGGAGUUGACAAACCCAAAUUCUACAAUUUCUACACAGAUCCCAAUGAGGAGGAAACUAAGUUGAUGAAACCUCUGCUGCUAGCAAUGGGAUCUUCUGUUGGAAACCUGUUGGAUGAGUUCCCGGAGAAUCCACUACUUCUUCAAAUUCUAGUCAUUAGGAAUAGAAUUCUCACAUUCCCUCUGGAGUCUCCCCUCUCCAAGAACCUGACAGGAUUGGAGCUACUCCUGGGAUCAUGUCAGGAGUGGGAAAAGAAUGCACACAGAGGAGUUUCCAUCCAAAACCUGAUGGACAGUAUCUCAGUUCUUAUACUCAGAUGGAGAAAGCUCGAGUUAUCCAACUGGAAACCCAUCCUGGCACAAUCUCUGGAAACUAUAAGGAACGCAUCCUCGGAGUUCUGGCUCCACGUGAUGGGAGUAGUACUAGAGGCUAAGAACAAGACUGAAACCGUCCGAGCUCUAAUUCAGUUCAUUGAAGCGUCAAAUUUAGCAGAUUUCAAGACAAGGUUGGAGAUUCUCCAGUCCGCGCAGAAAACCAUGCUCCAGAUUGGAUCCAACAAGAAGUGGUUGAUUGCCGCGCUACAGAACAUCCAGGAGUACUACGCCAGAUUCCAAGAGUCCAUUGAGUCUAGACUUGACGCCCUAUUCAAAGCAUCUGAGAAGAAGGUUGGAGAGUUUGUAAAAAUGGCAAGGUGGAAGGAUACAAACUUCUGGUCUGUCAAGAACAUGGUGGAGAAGACCAGGAAGGUUCUCCACAAGGCGCUGAGGGAGUAUAAGAAGGCUGUGAGCGAACCUUGCAAAAACUAUUUCAUUGAUGAAGGAUCUGAGGCGGUGGUUGAUGGUUCUAGUCCGGUUGGUUUAGAUCAGGUUCUGGAGAUAUCAAUUCUACCUUCAACUCCUCUUGUUUACCAGAAUAUUGUCAAUCUGAAGAAUAUUGAGAUCGGUAGCUACGAGAAAAUGAGCAAACAGGCAUACAACAUUCAGCGGAAGAUCCUACAUGAGAUCAGAAAUAAAAACCUAGUUGAACCAAUCUCAGAGUUGGUUCCAAACAUUAUCAAUGAGAUGGAGAAAUUACAGAAGCUUGAUGUAACCCGGAGUAAGACUAAGGAGGAGCAGAAGAAGCAGGCCGGUUUUAUCCAGCAGAGGAAGAGAAGAGCCCUCAACGAUCUGUUCAAAACCCUGCAAGGGUUGGGUCUCUCGUACAGACAUGGGUUAAUGAACUGCGGAGAUCUGAACACUAAUGAUGAACUGUUCGUCAAGUUAAAUUCUGAACUUCAACUCUGGAAAGAUUGCGAAAAAUAUUUCUUCAGGUGCUGGGCUAGAUACAGACAGUUGGUUCCUCUCCUGGAUAAACAGCUCCCGGAGGAUGUGAGUCCUAAUGUUGCUGAACGGUUUCAAGGGUUUGCUCAGCACUCCCUGCACUCGCUCACUACCUGGAGGAAAACCAUCCUAAGGUUUUCCAACCUACAGGAGACAAUACAAACCUUCUGCAUGGAGUUGAAGGAGUGGAGUCCUAAUGCUAGUUACUAUCCUGCUCAAGAUUAUGUUAAAUCACUACAAACAUCAAUGCUGGAGAUGAAUUCUGUUGUCCUGGUUCUGGAGAACUUUACUCAGGACUAUCCUGAGAUUAGAGAAUCCUUGAUUCUCCUGAGCUCUGCUAAAUAUAUACUCAGGAAACUAUCAGAAUAUUCUACCUCUGCUCCAAGAUACUUUGCAUCCUCUCAGCUAUUCCUGAACCUUUCAGCUCUCACGAAGGAUGUGAGUAAAUUAGGAAAGGGAAUCAAUUCUUGCAUAGCUCUAGUAUCAAACCACCCUGUUGAGAGAAGGUUGAGAAGCUUGAAUUCUAAGCUGGAGACAGUUCAGAAUAUGUUUCUACCCAUGAAGCCCUGUACUUCAUCCUCUCCAGUAGAUUUUGACUUUAAAUCCAGUAUGAGUAAAACCUUGUUUAAGAGUUUACUUGGUAUCCAGGCUAUGCAAAUAACUAUGAAAUCUUUCAAAGAUGAGGAAAACUGGUUGAAUAUCAUGAACUGUAUCCUGAAUCAGGUUCCUAAGUUUAAAUGUGUGGGAUUACUCCGAGAUAUAGAGAACUCCAUCAAAAUCUUUAAUCUUGUCCCAGAGAGUAGAAAUAACAUUCUUCGCGUGCUUAAGGAUGUAGUUGGGAUGCUGGAGGUAUACAGUUGCUCCCUGCAAUCUGUCCUGAAGUCUAGUAUGCUAGUUUUAAGAGAAUUCUCCAAACUCCUCUCCGUUCUACUCAAGGUGUUCCGACACAUUUCAGUUGAAGGAUUCUGUCCAAUCAAGGGGUUGGAGGACGAGGAUAAGGAGAGCGGAGAAACUGAUUUCAAGAGCUCAGAGGAGGAGACAGGGUUGGGAGCUGGAGAGGGAAGUAAAGAUGUUUCUGAUCAGAUUGAUAACGAAGAUAUGUUGGACGGGGCUUAUGAUGGAACUGAAAAGAAAGAGGAAGAAAAGGAUACGGCGGAAGAGGAGAAUGGAAUAGAAAUGUCUGAUAAUUUUGAGAGCCAACUUCAGGACAAGGAGGAACAGGAUGCUGAGGAGGAUGAGAAUAAAGAUGAAGAGGAGAAGGAGCUGGAUGAUGAGGUGGGAGAGGUUGAAGGGAAUGAAGAACUGGAUAAGGAUAUGUGGGGAGAACAGGAGGAAGAGGAGGAUGAGGAAAACCUGGGAGAGAGCAAGGAACAAGGGAAUACAGAGGAACAGGUUGAUGAAGAACUAUCAAGCAAUGAUAAACAGGAGAGUAAAAAGGAAGGAGAGAAAAGAGAAAGGAAAGACGAGGAGCAAGAGGAACCUGAGUUUGACGAUAAUCAAGUUGAUGAACUGCACGGAGAGGAUCAAAAGUUUCCAGAACCUGAACCCAUGGAUCUACCUGAUGAGAUGAGUAUGGAAGUGGAUGAACAAGAAGAUCCGUUUGAAGACCAUGACGGUGCUGAUGAGCCUGAAGCACUUCCAGACUUUGAGGAUAAGAAGGAUGAGGAAGGCGAAGAAAGCGAGGAUAAUUCCGAUGAUGAAGACGGAGAUAACACUCAGGUUGAGAAGUUCCAAGAGGAUGAUACUCCGGAUGAGGAAACCCUAGAGAAAGCUGAUGAUGAGCAGAAAGUAAACAUGGAGGAGGAGGAGAAAGGUCCGGAGGAAACUAUUGCCAACGAUGAGAAUAAGGCAGGAAAGGACUCUGUUAAGAACGAGACUGAGUUUGACCAAAGCAACAAGGAGGAGUCUGCAGGCUUAAACGAGAACUCAGAGAAGACCGAGGAUAAUAAAUCCUUCAGUGUUCAAACUGAUAAACAGUCUAAAGAAGAUUCUGAGGAAAAAUCCGGUAAAGGAACAAAAUCUCAAGAAGAGAAAACUUUGGCGGAUAAUUCUAUGAAAGGAGAAAGGUUGGAGCUGAUGGAAGGAAACAUGACGGGCGAAGAAGGACAAAAGAAUGCCGACACCUUCCAGCAUGUGAUGGAUAAACGAGAAGAGGAUAGAGCUGCGCUAGACAGAGCAGAAGAAGAUGUCAAGGAUCAAGUUUUCAUGAAUGAUUUUGAAAUGGAAACAGAAGAAGAGAAAGAAGAUGUUCCAAACAUUGAAGCGAGGAAAACUGAGAAAUCUUCAGCGGAGAAGACGGAGAAUAGUUCUAAUGAUGAGAAGGGGGAUAAAGAGAAGACUGAAGAUGCAGAGAAGGAGUUUGUGGAUACCGAAUUAAUUCCUCGUGGUACAGAUUCCAUUGCUGUAAGACAAGACAUGGAUGUUAUUCCAUCCGGCGGUUCUAUCAGGUUUGAUACAGACCUCUCCAUGCAGCAGAUAUCACUGAACGAUUCGGAGGAGAACAAUGCUCCCGUUUUGACUCAGCUAUCCCACCAGCUCUCUGAGCAGCUCCGACUCAUUCUCAACCCAACUAAAGCCUCCAGCUUGCAGGGAGAUUUUAGAACCGGGAAGCGUCUAAACAUGAGAAAAAUAAUCCCAUUCAUUGCAUCAGAUUUUAAGAAGGAUAAAAUCUGGUUGAGAAGAACUAAACCUAACAAGAGAGAGUUUCAGAUCCUGGUUGCGCUGGACGACUCCGCCAGUAUGUCGGAUAAUAAAUCCCGACAGAUUGCUCUAGAGUCCUUGAACACAAUAUCCUCGGCUUUAGCUCUGCUCGAGGCCGGACAGUUGGGAGUUCUGCGGUUUGGAGAAUCAGCCGAGGUUAUCCAUCCUCUUAACCUACAGUGGUCUCAGACAGCCGGACACAAGAUUCAAAAUCAGUUCAGGUUUGAUCAGAAGAGUACAAGUGUGAUAUCUCUGCUCUCCCUAACCUCUGGUUUGUUCCAUAAAUACCGGAAUAGUGCCGGGAGUGGGACUGCUCUAUCUCAGCUCCUGGUGAUAAUAUCAGAUGGGAGAGGGAUAUUCCAUGAAGGGAAGGAGAAAGUUAUUCAGUCUGUUGUGAAUAGUCGAGGAGCAGGGUUCUUCUGUCUUUAUCUAAUCGUAGAGAACCCAGAGAAUACAGACAGUGUUCUUGAUAUCCGAGCUCCAGUGUUUGGUGGUAAAGGUGAACUGCUGGGAAUACAGAGCUACCUCGACACCUUCCCCUUCCAGCACUAUAUCAUACUUAGAGAUGUAGAGAACCUUCCAGCAACACUAAGUGAUGCGCUCAGACAAUGGUUCCAGCUGGUAUGCGCGUAGCAUACUCGGUAUAAAUUAAAAUGUUCCUAAAAGUUGUUUAACUUAUGGCUGUGAAUUUUUUAUAAAAUUUUUUCUAGUUCACGAAAUAAAUUUUUUUCCAAAAAACUUUC